GUUAUAUAUCUCCUAUGCCCAAAAAACCCAUGUCGAUUGAAGGAAUCCCAACCAACGCUACACAAAGAUCCCCUAAACACACUCCCUUGCAAAAAGCCUAACAUGCCCAACUUUUGUCCUUGCAAGUAAGAUAUUAGAAAGAAGAGAUGGCCUGGAAAGGGAAACCCAUUAUUAAACAAGCCUCUCCAAAACUCCAUACAUGAUACAUACGUUAUUUUUAUCCCCUUUUGGUUCUUUCUUUAAAUGCGUUUCUCACUCUCUAGAUGGAAUGGAAGAAUGGGUGGUUCGUGGUAAAAUAGUUCAAACAUAAAUUACUUUGCUGAUCAUGGGGAGUUGUGAUAGUUCUUGUUUCUUUAAUAAGGGGGAGGGUAGGGCAGUUAUAUUGGGUGUGACUUUACUUGUGGGCUGGUGAGCCAAGUUAGUACCCAUUUGGCUUCUUCUCUUCAAGCUCCCAAGCAAAAACCUUCAGUUCAAAAAGCCUCGGAGGGUUGGCCUUGGUUUUGGAGUGAAAAAACUAAAAAUUAGAACGCGAGAGAGAGAGAGAGAGAGAAGGGAGGGAGCUUUUGUGUGCGUGUGGGAGCUCUUUCACCUUGCUCUUGCACUUUAUUCUCUUCUUCAAAUUCGAUACUUUGCUCUGUGCCCCAGAACGAGGUUUUUUGUUACCCUGAGUUUCUCUCUCUGUCUCCCUUUUUGUGUCUCGUACAUUGUCUUAUUAUACUCUCAGAAUCUCAUAGUCUUACUUUCACGCAUCAUUUCUCUCUCUGUCUGUUUCCGGUUUUAAUUGCCUCUCUUUCAGUUUCUCAUAUUUUCUUCAUUUUCUCUGUUUUCUCUGGACUGGACUCGCAAGGGAAGAGAAGGAAGAAAGCCUGAACCGGGCAACUGGGUAGUUCUUGAAUUUCACUUUCUGUUUAUAAAAUGCCGAGGAACUGGGACUUUCUUUGUUGCCUCGAUUAUUUUCUCUUCAUUUCUUGAGCAAGCAAAGCAUUACCCAUUUCUUCUCUUCAGCUCCCUCGCCUUAUUCACCUAGUUAUUCCCCGUUGGGUUUAGCAUAAAACCAGAGCGUUCUAAAUAAACUUAUUCUGGGCUCUUUCCAAAAAAUUUUGUUUCCAGGUUUCUUUCUAUUCAAAUUCUAUUCUGAGCAAAACCCAGAAGAUAUCGAGUGAUGGUUUAAUAAAGAGGAACUGAAAUUUAUCAUUAUUGCCGUAAAAAUUUGGAAGGCUUUAUGAAUUUGUGAAACAAUGAGAGAUGGGAACUCGAAGAAAAGCAAGCUUUCAUGGCCCAAGACACUGGUCAAGAAGUGGUUCAAUAUCAAGAGCAAAGCUGAGGAAUUUCAAGCAGAUGAUGUCAUUUGCGGAGGUGGUGAUGAAGAUUGGAGAACCAACUUCUCAGAGAGAGAGGCAUGCACCAUCAAGAAAAGCAAAACAGAGCGAAUGAACAGGAGGAAUUCUGAUCGAGUCCGAAGAAGUAAGAUUGACAUUGAUGCUGCUCAAGUCACUGAUGUACACAAUUAUAGGAUUUUUGUAGCAACAUGGAAUGUGGCUGGAAAAUCUCCUCCAAGUUAUUUGAAUCUUGAAGAUUGGCUUCAUACCUCUCCUCCCGCCGACAUUUAUGUUCUUGGGUUUCAAGAAAUUGUUCCUCUAAAUGCUGGCAAUGUCUUGGGUACAGAAGACAACGGUCCAGCCAGAAAAUGGUUAGCUCUUAUUAGGAAGACUCUAAAUAGUCUUCCUGGUGCAAGCGCGGGUUAUCGUACUCCUUCCCCCACCCCUGAUCCAAUUGUAGAAUUGGAUGCAGAUUUUGAGGGAUCAACAAGGCAGAAGGCCUCAUCUUUCUUCCACCGUCGCUCCUUUCAAUCAUUGAGCCGGAGCAUGAGAAUGGAUAGCGACAUGACAAUGCCUCAACCUAGACUUGAUCGACGUUUCAGCGUCUGUGAUAGAGUUAUAUUUGGGCAUAGACCAAGUGAUUAUGAGCCUAAUUUCAAAUGGGGCUCCUCGGAUGAUGAGAAUGCACCUGGGGAUUCACCAGGUACCACUCAUUAUUCACCAAUUGACUACAGUGGAUCCUUCUCAUUGGAGGACAGAGAUAGGCAAACAGGGCAAUCAAGGUACUGUUUAGUUGCCAGUAAGCAAAUGGUUGGAAUAUUUCUAACAGUAUGGGUAAAGAGUGAUCUCAGAGAUGAUGUUCGCAACAUGAAAGUGUCUUGUGUGGGCAGAGGAUUGAUGGGUUAUCUUGGAAACAAGGGUUCAAUUUCAAUUAGCAUGUCAUUGCACCAAACAAGCUUUUGCUUCAUCUGUAGUCAUUUAACAUCUGGGCAGAAGGAGGGAGAUGAGCUACGAAGAAACUCUGAUGUCAUGGAGAUCCUUAGGAAGACAAGGUUUCCCAGAGUUCAUGGUAUGGGAGAUGAGAAUUCCCCUCAAACAAUUCUGGAACAUGAUCGAAUUAUUUGGCUUGGGGAUUUAAAUUACCGUAUUGCCUUGUCUUACCGAACUGCAAAGGCUCUUGUAGAGAUGCGCAACUGGAGGGCAUUGUUAGAGAAUGACCAGCUACGGAUAGAACAGAGAAGGGGGCGAGUCUUUGAGGGAUGGACUGAAGGGAGGAUAUACUUCCCUCCCACAUACAAGUAUUCUAACAACUCAGACCGAUAUGCAGGAGAUGACAGGUGUCCAAAGGAGAAGCGAAGAACCCCUGCAUGGUGUGACCGAAUAUUGUGGUAUGGAAGAGGCCUCAAUCAGUUAUCUUAUGUACGCGGGGAAUCAAGGUUCUCAGAUCAUAGACCAGUUUAUAGCGUAUUUUUGGCUGAGGUUGAGUCCAUAAAUCGCAGCCGAAUCAAGAAAAGCAUGAGUUGUUCCAGCUCCAGAAUUGAGGUAGAGGAGCUACUACCACAGGCUGGAUACACUGAGCUCAAUUUCUUUUAAGAGAUAGUUUCUGAUUCUGAGUCGUGCAAAGCAUAUUCAAGAUUGACGGAUGAACAGCACAGCCAAAGAUUCUUUAAAUACAAGUUGUUUUGUACAGAAUGCAGUUGCUCAAAAAUUUCAAACUUUCAUUGGUUUCCUCAGUCUGUCACAUUAAGUUCUUAUCAUAUAUGCUUCUCUUAAUUGUCUUAUUUCAUGUGCCUAUGAGACAUAUAAAGUAGCCAAAUUGGUGGACUAAAUGCAACCUGCCUGAGUGUCGCUACCAAGCUAUACAAGUUAGGAUCUCUAGGCCAGAUGAAUGAGGAACCUUUUCACUGCCAAAAAAAUGCCGAGUACUUGAAUUCCAAUGGGGAAAAAAGAUAAUGUGGGCACUGUUGAUAAGAAACUCUGCCUUGGUGGUGAUAGACAUUCAGUUGCCUACAAUCCAAUAAAGGUACAGAGUUUGUGUAUAUUUUGUCAAUAACUACUGACUAGAAAAGAUUGCAACUGGACCAUUUCUCACGCAACAAAGGAAGUGCUAAUUUGCAAAUGUAACUAAUCCUGGCUCAGAACAAGCAUGUGGGCAUUAUUGCAAGGAGAAGGACUUGCCAAGUUGAAGAGCUGUUUACAGGUCUAAUUUGCUGACAAUUCAAUUUGUACAAGGAAAAUAAAUAAAUUCAGAGAAACAUCAUCCACCAAAAGAGAUGGGAGAAUCAAUGUUUUUUUUUUUUAAUUUUUUUCUUUGCUUUGUACUUGGUAUUAGUCUAGAAAAUAUUAGCAAAGGAAGCGCGGGAUGUGAUGGCUACUUAUAAAAAAAAAAAAUUAAAAGAAGAGUUGAAGUUGUGAUAGAUAUGAAGCAUCUUUUUCUGCUGCUGCUAAUGACUUUACUGAAAAAGGAAAGAAACUUACUUGAUCAUCUCUAAUUGUCAUUUUUUCUUUUCUUCUGAAGAGAAGCUUAAAAUUAAACAGGACAUGAAAAGAAGUAAACGAGUGGAGAAAAAAGGCGAACAAGUUUGUGCUUGGUUAAAGCAUGUCAGGUGGUUGUCCUUGCAUCGUUGAGUUCUGAAUUCCAAUUUUUUGUCACUGUUUGUUUCUGAAGCCUUUUUUUUUUUAGGGGCAAUUUUGCCCCUAUUUUUUGGAUUUUUUUAAGCAUCAAAUGAAAACCAAGGGCUAUUUUGAGAA
Messenger RNA from Hevea brasiliensis (rubber tree), 4070 nucleotides. RefSeq names its product type I inositol polyphosphate 5-phosphatase 4. Gene Ontology annotation, biological process: phosphatidylinositol dephosphorylation. The record is from RefSeq and is a predicted model, not a curated record. The transcript is spliced from 14 exons. NCBI's taxonomy places the organism in Eukaryota, Viridiplantae, Streptophyta, Magnoliopsida, Malpighiales, Euphorbiaceae. Gene Ontology annotation, molecular function: phosphatidylinositol-4,5-bisphosphate 5-phosphatase activity; phosphatidylinositol-3,4,5-trisphosphate 5-phosphatase activity; inositol-polyphosphate 5-phosphatase activity. The coding region runs from base 1239 to 2912 and encodes 557 amino acids.